Molecule: messenger RNA, 936 nt
Organism: Staurois parvus
Lineage: Eukaryota; Metazoa; Chordata; Amphibia; Anura; Ranidae
Source: the annotation of a GenBank genome assembly
ACUUUUACCCAUGUGACAGAAUUCAUCAUUUUUGGAUUCCCGGGCCUCCAGAAUUUCAACAAUUUACUUUCUUGUGUAUUUCUUUGUAUCUACCUCUUCACCCUCUCUGGCAAUGGCUUUAUCUUCUUCUUGGUCAUCUUUGACCGGCAUCUCCAUACCCCAAUGUAUUUCUUUGUCAGCAAUUUGUCCUUUAUAGACAUUACUUACACUUCAGUAACCAUCCCGAAGAUGUUGGCCAAGUUCCUGAUGAACCUGGAUACCAUUUCCUUCACCGCCUGCUUUGUACAGAUGUAUUUUUUUCUGUCUUUGGGAGCAACAGAUUGUUAUCUCCUGGCCGUAAUGGCCUACGAUCGCUACGUAGCUAUAUGCUCACCCUUACACUACCAAACCAUCAUGACAAGAAAACUUUGCAUAAUACUGUCAAUGGCAGCCUGGUGUGUAGGCUUUGCUUCUCCACUUACUGGCACCAUUCUUGCCUUAAAGUUACCUUACUGUGGUCCCAAUAUACUCUACCAUUACUACUGUGAUAUUGAUCCACUGCUCAGUUUGGCUUGUGCUGACAUAUUCCUCAAUAUGGCAGUUAGGGUCUUUCAUGAACGCCGUUGUCGGUUUUUUAAUCAUUUCUGUAAUUGUUAUAUCUUACACAAAGAUUAUUUUAACAAUCUUCAGGAUAGUUCCAAAGGAGGCCGGAAGAAAACCUUUUCUACCUGCGCCUCUCACUUUACAGUUGUCAGUAUAGCUUUCUUGCCGGGUCUGUUUGUGUACCUUUGUCCAACAAACUUCCUAUCUGCUGAAGUGAACUCUUUGGUGGCCAUGUUAUAUACAGUAUUACCUCCCAUGAUGAAUCCCAUAAUAUACAGCAUGAGAAACAAAGACAUUAAAAUGGCUUUUCAGAGGAAAAUAGGCCUCAUCAAAAGUAGUUUGGCCACAGAAUAG